AUUAAAUACUGUAUACCUACUGUAUGCAAUAGGCUAUAUUUUCAAACGCUUUGUAUACUUAGUUGCACGACUGGCAACUAUUUUAAUUCUCUUCUCAUUAAUAUGCAAAUGUUGACUAUCGUUUUCUCAUUCAGAAAACAAACUAUUAUUAUUACUAUUAUAUUAAUAGUACGUGAGAACGUGGCUGCAGUUAAUUUUAAUACAAGCUACUUAGACAUCACAGUCUUUGAUCUUUAAAGCUUUAACCAUAAUGAAUAAAUUAACAAUUUGCUAAUCCUGCAAUGGGAUAAUUACUUACUUUUUGUCCACGAUUGUACGUUAUAUUUCCAAGCAACCAACAUUUACUUCUAUUGUACGUAAAAAUAUUACAAUUGCCCGGAAAGACGUUUCAUUACACAAUGUGUAAUGAUCUCACGCGUAAGUGGUUUUACGGUACCAGUUAAAAAAAUCAGUGCUCACAAACUUUUUAUAAAAAUAAGACUGUUUUCCAAAAACACCUUGUAUAAUAAAUUUGAUUCGCCUUGGAUGGAGGCUUGACGACAGCAUUUUUAAUGUUUUCUUAUGUAAUUAUUAAAAUUAACACUAAAUGCAACUCAUUAAUCAGCUUGUUAAAAUGGCAAUCAUCUAAACGACUCCAUUAAGUUUACCUGUUCAGUAUUAUCCUUUACCGCGAUAGUGUCCUAAUUGAAAUAGUUGUGGAAAGACUAUUACUGUUAACGCAUUAGCAGCAGUAAUUGAAGAGUAAUGAAUAUGUGGUUGCUCGUCUUUGUCACAGUUAUAUUUUUAAUAUGUACUGACUGCACAAGAAGAAAUGUGUGUCCAACUUACUUGGAUUAUUUUACAAUUAACACAAACGAAAAGUGCUGGUAUGAUGUUGCUGCUGAUUCUGACGCGCCAACUAUUAUAAGAAGUCACGGAUUUCCACUUGAGAUUCAUAGGGUACUGACACCCGAUCAAUACAUUCUUACCAUGUUUCGCAUCCCCAAUGCACACGGGAGGAAAGAGCCUAUUUUUCUUCAGCAUGGAUUUUUCCUUUCAGGAGCUUGUUUUGUUGGACUAGGAAAUCUUUCGUUAGGAUUGACUUUGGCCAAUGAGGGUUACGAUGUGUGGAUUGGUAACUUUAGAGGGACGUCUUAUUCCAAUAAACACGCGAUUUUAAAAUCUGAAGAUAUACAGUAUUGGAAUUUUAAUAGCGACCACUUGGGCUUACACGAUGUUCCUACAAUGUUGAAAUACAUAGCAAGAAAGACGGGGCAGGCAGGGCGUAUUAUUUACAUUGGUCACUCCUUAGGUACGACGACAUUUUUGGAAUAUGGUUCACGAUUUCCUGACCAAGUGAAAAAUUUGGUAAAAUUAGCGAUACUAAUGGCUCCAAACGGGGGAAUGCGGAAUACCAAGGCGUUCUUCUUCAGAAUUGGCGUCUUAUUUACCGACAUGAUAAGGCUAGUGACACACACGGAGAUGACAAAGUUAUUUACACCCAGAGGUAUACUACAAGUAAUUACAAAACUUUGCCGAGCAUCCCCGACGCUUAUGGAAUAUUGUAUACGCGUGAUAAACCUCACAACUUUGGGACCCCAGAAAGAGACUGACGCGAGCGUCGCGCCCAUCGUGUUUAACCAAUUUCCCGAGGCAUCUUCGCUAAAAGUGUAUCAACAAAUCGCGGCUGAAACCGUCGACGAUUUCCGCUCAUACGACUACGGAUCAAGAAACUUUUUUGUAUACGGUCAAUUAUUGCCGCCGAUUUACAAUGUUUCCAAAAUCGAGGUUCCUAUUUAUUUGAUCUAUUCAAAAAGAGAUUGGUGUACCACGAGCAAGGACGCCGAAAUACUGUUCGGUAGAUUGCAUCCACGGGCUAAAAUUUACGGAAGAUAUGAACUAUCUGAUUUUAAUCACAACGAUUUCCUAUACAGUAAACAUGCCAAAUCGGUUGUAUACGAUAAAAUUUUAAAUUUAAUUGAUUCUGCACGGACGCUGGAGCUAAUAGGUUCAGAUGUCAAUGAAAAGUGAAGUGCGCGCGAACGAAACGCGUCAAAAUGCGAUACAAAAUUGUAGGCAAGCAUUCAGGUUUUUGAAAAUAAGGAAUUUUUGGAAGUUCAAGGUCUGGUUACUUGCCAUGCUAAUCGACUAAACGAUGUAGUUUGUUUGUUUAAUGGAGCAUAAAUGUAACGAAUGGAAACAAGAGUUAAAUAUAUAUUACAGAAAUACAGGUUUGAAA
Photinus pyralis (common eastern firefly) is the source of this 2218-nucleotide messenger RNA. RefSeq names its product lipase 3-like. The transcript has 7 exons. Bases 745 to 2010 code for a protein of 421 amino acids. Gene Ontology annotation, molecular function: hydrolase activity, acting on ester bonds. Lineage: Eukaryota; Metazoa; Arthropoda; Insecta; Coleoptera; Lampyridae. The record is from RefSeq and is a predicted model, not a curated record. Gene Ontology annotation, biological process: lipid metabolic process.